Molecule: messenger RNA, 1219 nt
Organism: Talpa occidentalis (Iberian mole)
Lineage: Eukaryota; Metazoa; Chordata; Mammalia; Eulipotyphla; Talpidae
Gene: GNPTG
Product: N-acetylglucosamine-1-phosphate transferase subunit gamma
Exons: 10
Coding region: 1-996 (331 amino acids)
Cellular component (GO): Golgi apparatus
Source: RefSeq, a predicted model, not a curated record
AUGGCGGCCGGGCUGGCGCGCUGGGCGCUGCUGCUCGCGCUCGCGGCGCGCGGGCCCGCGCCCGCAGCGGCCGGCAAGAUGAAGGUGGUGGAGGAGCCCAACACUUUCGGGCUCAACAACCCCUUCCUGCCCCAGACCAGCCGGCUCCAGCCCAAGAGGGAGCCGUCGCCCGUGUCCGGGCCUCCGCACCUCUCCGGCCUCUCCGGCCAGUGCUUCAGCCUGGUGGAGUCCACGUACAAGUACGAGCUCUGCCCCUUCCACAACGUGACCCAGCACGAGCAGACCUUCCGCUGGAACGCCUACAGCGGGAUCCUGGGCGUCUGGCACGAGUGGGAGAUCACCAACGGCACCUUCACUGGCAUGUGGAUGCGGGAGGGCGACUCCUGCCACGCCCGCAGCCGGCAGAGCAAGGUGGAGCUUACCUGCGGGAAAAGCAACCGCUUAGCUCAGGUGUCUGAGCCGAGCACCUGCGUCUACGCGCUGACGUUCGAGACGCCCCUGGUCUGCCACCCCCACUCCUUGUUAGUGUACCCAGCCCUGCCCGCCGCCCUGCAGCAGAGGUGGGACCGGGUGGAGCAGGACCUGGCGGAUGAGCUGAUCACACCCCAGGGCCACAGGAAGUUGCUGCGGGCGCUCUUUGAGGAUGCCGGCUACUUCAGCACCCACGGAGACAGCAAGGCUGCCCAGAAGGGAGGCGGGAAGGGCCCAGCGUUUGAGACGCUGGAGAGGUGCAGCCAGGCACACAGGGAGCUGACCCAGGAGGUGGAGCGGCUGACAAGUGUGCUAGCCCAGCACGGCCUCCCCUACCUGAGGCCUGCAGGUAAUCACGGGGCGGGGGCGCCGGCCCAGCCCAGCCCGGAUCAGCCCAGUCUGACCACCGGCCACCCACCUGGUUCAGAAACCUCCAGCUCUGAGCUCUCGCGCCUGAAGACACCCACGGACAGGUCACGAGAGGAGCAACGAGGCAACCCGGGCCCGCAGGGCAACACCCUGUGAGCCGAGAGGUGCUGAGAGCAGAGUCCAGACCCGGGGGUCCUGUCAAGGGAGGGCCUGGGACGCAGACGCACCAAAGGUUCCAAGUUUAAUUAAUUCCCAUACUGGCAAAAAAUAAGUCAUGAGUUCUGUAAACCACCGCGUAAAUGCUAUCGUGUAAAAAAGUUUAAGCAAGUGUUCACUUUAAAUAAACAGUUCACUACAAGUAAACGAUCACGCAUCAUAA